AUGGCUGACUCGGGUACUACUUCCUUUUCGAAAGACUCGCUAAAUUCCCACCUCAUCCCCAACCUCCCUCCUUCAAUGUACUACAUCCCCUCAUUCAUCACUCCCUCGGAAGAACAAUCUCUCCUUCAAAAGAUUCCCUCAAAUCGGUGGGUCCAACUCUCCAAUCGCCGACUGCAAGCCCAUCCCGUACGUCUCACGGCGAACAACACCCUGCUCGCAUCCUCUCCUCUUCCGAAUUGGCUUGUGAAUCCGGUGGUCGAGAGAAUUCAUGCCCUCGGCGUGUUUGACGAUGCAAAGGGGGUGAAUCAUUGUUUGGUGAAUGAGUAUGAACCGGGACAGGGGAUUAUGGCGCAUGAAGAUGGACCAGCUUACCACCCCGUCGUAGCGACGGUCAGUCUAGGCGGUAGCACAGUUCUCGACAUCACUCCGAAACCGCAGUCCGACUCCUCAUUUUGCCAAAACGAUGAAGCAGGCGAUGAGACACCUCCUCGGACUUAUCGCAUUUUUCAAGAACCUCGCUCGUUGCUGCUGACGACUUCAACCGCUUACACGUCUACGCUUCAUGGGAUAGCAGAGGUGUCGAGUGAUGAAGACUUGAAUGCGAGUUCCGUGGCGAAUUGGGAUCUACUUGGUCAGAAACCUGAGGGCGGAAGUAGGGAGCGAACUACGAGGGUGAGUCUCACCUUUCGAGAGGUGUUGAAGGUGGCGAAGGUGGGUGGGAAGUUGUUUGGCAAGACCAGAGGUUGA
Molecule: messenger RNA, 747 nt
Organism: Zymoseptoria tritici IPO323
Lineage: Eukaryota; Fungi; Ascomycota; Dothideomycetes; Mycosphaerellales; Mycosphaerellaceae
Exons: 2
Coding region: 1-747 (248 amino acids)
Source: RefSeq, a predicted model, not a curated record